AUGCCACCGGUAAAUAGUUGGAGGGUCACAGCCUGCCGUAAGCCUGCCUACAGCCUGCUUGAAAUGCGUUGGUCAGACUACGUGCAGCCAAUAAAGAUUGAUAUCACCAUCCAGUCAUGUAAUAUUCAGCGGCUAUUGAGGCAACACCUUCUCUUGGAGGUUAUGUGGUGUACGCAGGCCCAGUCCUUUCGUUCUGAUCAUUACUCACAGUCUAUUCACAAGACUCUCAUGGUUAUCAACUUCAAACCAUGGAAAGUGGCCAAAGAGAUUCAUUCCUCCUUUCCAGGGAUCGCUACCCUCAAAAAGAGGCAGUAUCAUUCAUCGAGAAUCAAAUCUGUCCACCGGGACAGCUAUUGCCAGUGUAUAGCGAGCAAAACGCUUGCCACUCUCUGUUUCAAUACAUGCCUGUGUAUCUUCGUUACAUGUAAGACUGGCGUAACUAACAAGUUCUUCAUCAACAAAAGCACAGCAAUGUGGGAGCAGGCGAAUGAGCAAAAGGAACGCCUUUUUGCCUUAAUGACACAAGUGGAACAAAAACUUGCGAAAAAGAAACGUGCAGCCCACAUCCCACUCGACGCGGCAUCGGAUUUGCGACAUAGCAGUUGGUCUCAAGUUUUGACUGAGGUUGAGAGGACUGCAGAGCAUUGGAAAUGUAGCCCAAAUCAGGAGAGUAGGAGAAUGGUCUUCAUUGAUAGAAUUGGGCGGCAUUCAGAGUCUCUGGAAGCUUGUGCUUACGGCUAG
Molecule: messenger RNA, 741 nt
Organism: Colletotrichum lupini
Lineage: Eukaryota; Fungi; Ascomycota; Sordariomycetes; Glomerellales; Glomerellaceae
Exons: 5
Coding region: 1-741 (246 amino acids)
Source: RefSeq, a predicted model, not a curated record